UCUCUCGACGACGCCGUUGCCUUGGCUAUUUCCAACGCUUAUGCCUCCUCCACUCUCGCCACUCGCAAGUCUCAAGCCCUGAAAUACCUCCGAUUUUGCCGCCUGCUUCAGACGUCCCCAUUCCCUAUUUCAGUUAGGAACCUUUGUCGCUACUGUGUGUACCUGAGCCGCACACUAAAGUAUUCGUCCAUCGCUAACUAUUUGGAUGGUCUCCGCUGGCUCCACGUCAUGUUCGACUACCCACCUCCUCCUAUCUCCCAUUGUCGCGUGCAACUUACGCUACGAGGCCUGAAACGUCUUCUCUCCGCGUCGGUUAAACGCAAGCUCCCGAUCACACCGACUAUUCUCUUGGCUCUUCGUGAUGUCAUGGACCUCUCCCUGCCACUUCACCUCGCUCUCUGGGCGGCUUUCCUUCUUGGUUUCUUCUGCUUCUUUCGCAAGUCAAAUAUCAUCCCUCCAAGUCACUCGCAGUUUUCACCGAACAAGCACCUUUCACGCUCCGACUUUUACUUCACUUCGUGGGGCCUUAUCGUUUCUGUCAAAUGGUCCAAAGUCAACCAAUUUCGCGAGCGGACGCUCCUCAUUCCCUUAGUUUCCAUACCGUCUCAUGCCUUAUGUCCAGUUCAGGCUCUUCGCAAGUUCUUCGACACGUGUCCAGCUCCGGCCUCCAGUCCUGCUUUUGUUAUCCCCACAGCGCAUGGUCUUCGCUCCCUCUCUUACAAC
This is a messenger RNA of Porites lobata, 723 nucleotides long. NCBI's taxonomy places the organism in Eukaryota, Metazoa, Cnidaria, Anthozoa, Scleractinia, Poritidae. The record is from the annotation of a GenBank genome assembly.